Salvia splendens (bonfire salvia) is the source of this 1672-nucleotide messenger RNA. RefSeq lists its product as uncharacterized. The transcript is spliced from 3 exons. Lineage: Eukaryota; Viridiplantae; Streptophyta; Magnoliopsida; Lamiales; Lamiaceae. Bases 122 to 1546 code for a protein of 474 amino acids. The record is from RefSeq and is a predicted model, not a curated record.
AGUCAUCUAUAAAUAGAGUCGAGAAGAAGCCUUCUCACCGCACCAAAAUCUUACUCCAUCUCCUAAACCCUUAUAGCUUCUACUUGUUUCAUCCCUUCGCUUUUCAGAAACAACGUUAAGAAUGGCAGUUUGGGCGCUUCCAAAGGCGAUUGCGAUCAAGUCACAGGACUUCAAAGACAGAGGCCACAUCUACCGCAACGACGACAACGGCGCCAUAGCCCUCGGAGAAGAGGACGUUUUCAGCACGAAGGCUCGGAUCGAAGUAGAACAAGCCAAGACCGACAGCAAGUACGUUAACCUCCGAUUCUCGUACACCAACAGGUACAUGCACCGCACAUCUGACGGGAGCUGGGCCAUGGCGGCCGUCUCCAUGAAACCCCAAGAAGACACAUCCGACCCUAAUUGCACGUUAUUCGAGCCAAUUAAAGUCGACGACAACGACAACGACGACGUCUUCUACUUGAUUCACGCUCAGAGCGGAGGCCGCCUCGUGCUAGACAGUGCAAGCCUCCUCUUCUUCGUCGAAUUCGACUUAACCAGCGCCGAUCAAGGCUAUCUCUCCGCCGUCGAUUUGGGCGAAUUAGUCCGGCUUCCUACACGUGUCAACGUCGCUUUCAUCGGAGAUAAUGGGAAAUACCUUAAGGCCUUUAAUCACUUGAAGAACAACUUCCUCCAGUUCUCGUCUGACGUUCCGAACGACACGCUUUCGCGGCACCAGGCGGCGCAGAUGCCUGAUGGCCAUGUCCGGCUGACUUCUAUUCACUGGAACACGCUGUGGAGGCUCGCCGCCGGUGAAGAUUGGGUGUUGGCGGACACCAAGGAUGAGAAGGACGCUGACACUCUCUUUUGGCCUGUCAAAAUUGAUGACGGGACCGUCGCGCUUCGGGCCGCCAACGGAAAGUUCUGCCAGCGGCGUGUUGCUAAUGGCUUGAUGACGGGAAGUCUCGGCGCGGUGGCUCCCUCUCCGACGAGAGAAGCCGGGUUGCAGGUGCAUGAACUGGUGUUGAUGAGUUCGGUACACAACGUCAGAUACCAGACCGAGUACACACGCAUAUACAACGAGGCACCUUACCUGGCAUGGUCAACGAUGCUGGUCAACGAAAGCAACGAGGAAGCAAGCAUGGCGGUCUCAUUCAUAUACCAGGACUCAAGGGACUACACCUUCGCCCGAAGCUUCACCCUCGACACGGGGGUGCCCGCCGUCAUCAAUGCUGCGCUGCCAUUCAUCGGAAAAGAAGGCUCCAUUGACCAAACAUCUUAUAAGAUAACAGCGCCGCUGCAGUGGAACGCUUCCAAAGCAAUCACCACGGUGGUGACGGCCAGGGGCUCGGUUCGGGUGCCGGCGAAGAGUACAGUUGAGGUUAGCUAUGUCGGAACACGAGCCACCUGCAAUAUUCCGUUCUACUACAGUCAGGUCGACAACGUGAUGACCUUCCCACCAUUUCCGAUGCCAAUGCUUGACGUGUCUGAAGGCAUUGAUGGUAUUUACACUGCCACCAAUUGCUACGAUUUCCGAUUUGUUGUUGAGAAAACUCAACCUAUAUGAGAACACAAAGCCGAGGGUUUUUUUCAUCAACUUUUUCUAAGUUGAUUUUUUCCCUCAUGUAUCAAUAAAUUGUGUUCUCUUGUUGUAUCCAUCGAUUUAUCAAUAAAACUGCUCUUUUUAAUUAAA